Messenger RNA from Dreissena polymorpha, 12956 nucleotides. RefSeq lists its product as uncharacterized. The transcript is spliced from 74 exons. Bases 357 to 12956 code for a protein of 4199 amino acids. Gene Ontology annotation, molecular function: calcium ion binding. The record is from RefSeq and is a predicted model, not a curated record. NCBI's taxonomy places the organism in Eukaryota, Metazoa, Mollusca, Bivalvia, Myida, Dreissenidae.
ACUGUUUCCAAGGAGGUUAUGUCAGGCAGAACCAAGUAUGUGAUGGAAAUAGCGACUGCAAUGAUGCAUCUGAUGAACUUAAUUGCCCCAGCAGAUGUCACUUUUACCAUAAAGAGUUGACUGGUGCAAAUGGCACUCUGGCUUCAUUUGUUUACCGGAAUGCACAGACAUGCACAUGGGCCAUUGAGACUGCUGUUGGGACCAAUGCAUUUGUGGAGCUGAGGGACUUUACCAGUGAAGAGUCGGCCGACAUUGCCACCAUAUAUGUGGGAAGUCUAGACCCAACCAGAGCCACAGUUGUUGGCCAGCUAUCAGGCACUGUAGGGACAAGGCAGUUUAGAAGCUUCAACAACCUCAUGAUUAUUGUGUUUUCAACAGACAGCGAGAUCACCUUGUCUGGAUUCUCUGGCAUCUACGGAAGUUUGUCGUCAAGCUCUGGGUUGGUGGAGUACCUGACUGCUGAUCAGACGCAGAGGACCUUCACUGUGUCCAAGUUCACCAUAGCAACCAUCACAGGCUUCAUGGGACAGAGGGACUAUGUGCUGGUAAUUAAGACACAGGAACAGUACCAGCUGGGACAGGUUAUCACAGUAGAGGUGGAUGCCUCAAAGGUGGAUGCUUUCCAACUGAAUGAUGGUGACUACAUCAUGUUUUUUGACGGUGACUCUGCUGCAGACAAGGUGCUUGGAAAGCUUUGCAAUACCUGUGAUAAUUACUUCACCGUCCAAUCCACAAAGAACACCAUGUCAAUACUGUUGCGCACUGGCAGGGAUAUUGCUUCGAACUCCAACUUCAGGAUCAAGUACCAGCAAGGUUGUAUUUUUCGAAGUUCAGCUGAAUUUGGAAAGCUGUAUACUCCGGGAUUCGAUGGUAGGAUCAAUUAUCCAAACUUUGUCAAAUGUGAUUGGCACAUUGAUCUUCCUACAAAUAAAUCGAUUUCCCUAUACUUUUCAAGUGAAACACAACUGAAUGAUGCUGAUAAAAACAGAGUCAACAAUGGGGAUUUUCUGGAGAUCUAUGACAAUGGUAUGGCCCUGCACCCUGUCCCAGGGUUCAACACUGCUGCCUUACGAGAAAAAAACCACGUAGCUUCCUCUGGAAAAGUCCAUCUGCGACUGAUUUCCUCACCUACACGCUCCACCCGGGGUUUCUAUGCAACCUGGUCUAUUGGUUGUCCAGACCCUCAGUUUGAUGCAAACACAGUGGUAGCUCCGUCUCCAAUCAGACUGCACUACACUGCCAAUAUGACUCUCACAUGCGCUACAGGCUAUGCCUUCCACCUCCGACAGCUAGCUAACGGCCCGCCCAGUGUCAACCUCAGGUGUGGCUAUGGUGGGCAGUGGGAGGGCUUCCUGCAGACUCCACGAUGCACACCCAAAUACUGUGGAGUUGUUCCAAACAUUGAGAAUGGCUACAUAGAGUCAUCUACAGGGGCUACGUACGGAAGGACAGCCACAUACAAAUGCUUCUCUGGGUCAACGCUUCAAGGAGUUGGUACCAUCAGUUGUCAGGCAGAUGGAACCUGGAGCCAGAGACCAACAUGUGUUGCGGCAAGUUGUCCAUCUAAUGUAAAUGACUUAUCUAUUGCCAACGGAGUCGGGGUCCUCACAAUUGGAGAUGGAACCAGAAUUGGUUCCUACUACAACUACAAGUGCAAUGCUGGGUACCAACUUGUCGGUUCCCCUGUUGUCAUCUGCCAAGAAAAUGGGACGUGGAGCCAUCCUGAACCUACAUGUACCAGACUGAAGUGCCUCCUGCCACAGAUCACCCAAGGCAGCUACAUUGGUGCCAUUGCAGAGAGCCUUUUAGACUUUGAAAACACUCUCACUGUCACAUGCAACUCUGGAUACCAGCUGGGUGCCAACUCCAUCAACACCGUGAGCUGUCAGGCUAACAGAACUCUCACUCAAUUACCCCAGUGUGUUGAUAUAGAUGAAUGCACAUCAGGUUCACCCUGCACCAAAGGGAACUGUUUGAACUCGGUCGGUUCAUUUUCAUGCUUCUGUAAUCCUGGAUAUGAACUGGAUGCAUCUUUAAGAAAUUGCAUUGACAUCAACGAGUGCCUGAGAAACAAUGCCAAUUGUGGUGGGACAUGUACCAACACUGAUGGGGGUUACAUUUGCUCCUGCAGUGACCCUUUUGUAUUGUAUGCGGCUAGUGGAACAUCUGGCCUGUUCAUUCCAUCACCGGAAAGUGGGACCAGACCUAGCGAUGUCUACUAUAUCAAUCAUACUUGUGUUUUAAAGAGCUGCCCUGCUCCAGAAACAAAUGUUAGCCGUGCUACCCUGUUGACUCGAAGGAGCACCCAUCUCUAUGGUGACUUAGUUGAAUAUCAAUGUGAUAUGGGCUUCACACCUGGACGCACAUUCAGGAAAUGUGGCGACAGUGGCUGGUCAGAUUUAACACCAUCUUGUACAGCCAUUCAGUGUACAGAUGAUAGGCCCAAUACUGGUCUGUCCAACCCAGCAGUUGUAUCAGGAAAUUACAACUUCAACUCCAGACUGGAUCUCAACUGUAGCCAGGCAGGUGGUGCUAUCAAGUUCCAGCGUUACAGAGUCUGUACAUACAACAUGGCCAUGGAUAAAUAUGAGCUCCAGGGAUCACCAUAUGAUUGUGGGGAGGUUGACUGUGGAAUACCGAUGGCGUAUUCAGGAACCAACUACGCUGCUUCUGUUGUGAACACAAAGUUUGGCAGCCAGUUUACGUUCACAUGUUCUGCUGGAAAUACAAGAUUUGGGAGUAGUGAAGCUGGCGACGAUGUUGUGCGAUGUACAAAAGACGGAUACUGGGACUUUGGAAGCCUGUCCUGCUUUGGUCAGUCCUGUAUUGACCCUGGUGUUCCCCUUUGGGGACAGAUUGUCGCAACACAAAGAUCGUUUGCUGACCAGAGCACAGUCACCUACCAGUGCCUGAGGCCCGGGUACAAUAUCACAGCCGGACCCACAACCAUCACCUGUCAGGGCAGCUCUUGGAACAACGCACAGACACCCAUGUGCACAGACACUGAAAAGCCUGUGAUAGCGAACUGCCCUUCCAGCGGUAUUGUCCUCAACCGAAAUGAGAGACUGGCAGGAUAUCUACCAAUUCUGUCGGUUACAGACAACACUAUGGUGCGAGAUCUAACUGUUAGCCCCAGGAAUGCUAGGACUACCUACUACGUGGAGGCGCCAAUCACAGUGAUUUUCACUGCAACUGAUCACGCUGGCAACAGUGCUUCUUGCAGUAUUCCAGUAACACUCCGGGAUGAAACUCCACCAAGCAUUACCUGUCCAAAUGUUCAGAUAAUAGAGCUGAGAAUUCCAGGAGAAAACAGAACCAACCCCCUCAGCCAAAGUUCGUUCACAAUAACAGACAAUGUUGACCCAGCACCAGUGUUAAGCUACAAAACGUUGCUUCCCACAAUAUUUACUGAAAAUGAUCUGUACAAGACGUUCACAUAUGAAGUUGAGGCCAGGGAUACCAGUAACAAUUAUGCAACAUGUCAGGGACAGAUUUAUGUCAGACCUGCAACCUGUAGUGAAUUAAGUUUUCAAACUCCUUUGUUUUCUACAAAGUUCUGCACAUUUGACAGUAGUACAAACAUUCCAACCUGCACUAUCACAUGUAAUGAUGGAUAUUUAACAUACACAAGCAUUACCGGCAUAUCCGGGUUGAAACGGAAGACGCAGACAUUCACUUGCAACUCUGGAACCUGGUCGCCAGCAUUAAUAACGUCUUGUGUUCAAGAUACUCGACCACCAGUGCUUACAUGUCCUCAAAGUCAAGUCUUUCCCCUGGGAAGCUCAGAAACUAAAUUCCUCAACUUCACUGAUGGCACAUUUGCUGGUACAGUCUUGGAUGCCAACAACAUUUUAUCAACUGUUUAUACACCAGCGUCUCUUAGUUUAUCAGCUGACACCUACGUGGCUAGACCCAUAGUCAUGACAGUAACCGAUGCAGCACAGCGGAGCUCCACUUGCACAUUUCAGGUCAACGUUCAACCACCUGAGUGUCACCCAGACUCCUACCCCAGCCCCCUAAAUGGAAUCAAAACCUGCACUGCAACUGGGUUUGGAUACAGCUGUACCAUCACAUGCAGCAAUGGCUACCUCAUCAAAGGAUCUGGGACUACCAAGACUGUGACAUGUUUCACUGGAGUGAGCUGGGCUGAGACUGAUGUUGUCACAGAUUGUGUUAGAGAUCAAACACCACCUGAUCUGCAGUGCCCAACAUCUCAAGUCGUGCAAAUCAGCAACAUAAAUGACGUUGUUCAAAUUGAUUUUGCUGUCAAUGCUCUCUACGCCCCCAUUCGCAAUGUGGACAGUGGAGUCCCUGUUGGCAGCAGCCCUACUCUGCAGUACUCUCCAUCAUUAUUGACCCUUAGUCAAACAAAUGUCAACUCUAACAAUGUAUUCACGAUCACUUUGAGGUCAACUGACCGAGGUGGUAACGCAGCACAAUGCAAUUUCUAUGUGACUGUGGAAGCACCAAUUUGCUCCUAUUUCUCGCUGCCCGAAAUUUCAAAUGGUCAGAAAACGUGCACUGCUAGAACUGGACUGAACACUGGUUUUGACUGCACUCUCACUUGCAACAAUGGUUACACCUUCCCUAUUACCACUAACAAUGCAAGAAUCAACUCGAUCACAACUAGCUGUAAUACUGGCUCACCAUUUACUGGAACCCCUGUCAUGAACUGCGUCAGUGCAACACAAAACACUGUUAGUCCAGUGUUCACUGGAUAUAUGGAGUACGAUUAUCAAACAUCGGAUGGCUCAACCAACAUCCCGUCAACUUGUGACCAGUUGUAUGUGGAUACCUUCAAAGCAAGAAGUAGCGAUUUUUCAUCACAAAGUAGCCAGUUUACAGUUGUGUGCAAGGCAACCCUGGAAAUUCCAGGUGACACACUGUUCACUUUCCAGUUCUUGCCAAAUGAGACUACAGGGAGGUUGAUCACAGGGGGUGGAACCAAUAUCAAUAAAGUGAAAAUGAGAUAUUACUACACCAUGCUUUCAACAAACGCAACAUACUUCAGGCAGUGUGAGGACGUCAUUCGGAAUCUCAUAAUUGCUGGUAAUUACAAACUGGAAGGGUUCACCACACGUGAAACAACUUUAAAUACAGGAGUGAUCUGCCCACCAGUGGCAUACUUAGCCAAUUCUGCGACUCUCACACCUGGGAUAUACACAUGCAAUCAAAACUACUUCCGAACAGAGUCUGCCUGUGUGCCAUGCCCAUCAGGGAGUGUGCGUCCAGUUGCUAAUUCCGACACAAAGUGUGAACAAUGCCAAGUAGGCUAUUACAGAGAUAUCAACAUGGGCAUCUGUACUGCUUGUCCUACUGGAAUGACUACCCGAUACCUCGGAACCACAUCAAGCAGUCAAUGCAUUGCUGCCUGCGCCCCGGGCUCUGUAUCAACGACUGGUUACCAGCCCUGCUACCCGUGUGCCAAGGGGUCAUACAGCGUCAGUACAACAACCUGCACUCCCUGUGCUACUGGGAAUUCCACUACAUCAGUUGGAGCAUCGUCUAUUGCAGACUGUAGUGUCAGUUCCUACACUGCUUUGGACGUGUGUCAGGCUGGGUAUGUGUCGAGGUUCGCCCAUGGGUUGGCCCCAUGUGACGCCUGUGCAGUGGGAUUCUAUUACAAUACCGCCACUCGGAGAUGUGACUCUUGUCCUGCUGGUACUUCCACUCUGGCAUCUGCCAGUAUAGGGGCAUCAGCCUGCAUACAGACCACCCAAAUCCGAGAUAACUGUCCACUGGGGAGCUUCCGUAACCAGACAAUUGGGUCUUGUGAGGCCUGCCCAUUGGGUACCUACAGCACUGGAGAGGAACUGAAUGCCUGCACACAAUGUCCGAGUGAUACGUCAACCUAUUUGCCGGGCGCAACCACCAGUGCAAUGUGCACACGCAAAUGUGCCCCAGGAUUUUUCUCCUCCAAUGGUCUAUCGCCAUGCACUCCAUGUGGAUUAGGUCAAUUCUCCACGGCUUUUGGAGCCACCUCAUGUUCAAGCUGCUCAGCGGACCAUACCACUCUGUCCAUCACUGCUAUCUCAUGUGUCAGAAUGUGUGCGGCUGGAAGGUUUUCGUUCUCUGGCAAUGAAGGUGUGACUGGUUCAAGUUGUAGAGCUUGUCCUCAGAACUACUUCCAGUCGAGCAUAGGCCAGACCAACUGCGUUCAAUGUCCUUCCGAGACCAACUCUCAGUCUAAUGGUCUCAUUAAUGUCAAUCAGUGUCUAGCAGUUGAUUGUACAAGCCGAUGUGUCAAUGGGGGAACUUGUAUAAAGCAAGACAACAGCUUCAUAUGUCAGUGCAUGCAAGGUUAUGAGGGGGAUACCUGCCAGAUUGUGACCGAUGUGUGCGCCAGCAGUCCGUGUUACAAUGGCGGAAUAUGUGCAAGAAGCAUUGGUUCGACCCUUGGAUAUACUUGCACAUGCAAUGCAAGAGCCACUGGUUCCCGUUGUGAAACGCUAAUAAAGACUUGCAACACCAGUGCUGCCGCACCAACUUGUCUGAACGGUGGUUAUUGCAUCAACCGCUGGCAGGAACCAGGUUAUGAGUGCAUGUGUCCCAGCGGCUUUAGUGGAGCUAGGUGCAAUCAAACUGCAAACAUCUGUGUCACCAAUCCAUGUAGUUCAGCUGAAACAAUAACAUGUAUGGACUCAAGCAAUGGACAGAAUCUUCGCAGAAGGUGCAUUUGCAGGCCGGGAUAUGGUGGAGAAUCAUGUGCCCAGGACAUAAAUGAGUGUCUUUCCAACCCAUGCAUCAAUGGUGGAACAUGUGUUGAUCAAGUUAACGGUUUCCAAUGUGUUUGUAAGUCAUCAUACACUGGUGUAUUUUGUGAGGCGUACAUCAACCCUUGCCAGUCAACCACAUGCAGUGGCCAGGGCUCUUGUGUGGAUAUAUAUCGUUACGGCAAACAUUUCUGCUCCUGCAAUGCAGGGUACACAGGUGGCCUCUAUGUUGAAUACAGUCUUGAACGUGACAAUGCACCUGAUAUCAACAGUUAUUCCUCAAGGCUGGUCACAGUUACUGAUGUUCAUGCAUGUCGAAGCCAGUGCACAUCUAAAAGCUCAAACUGUAAUAGGUUUACAUAUCAAGCUUCUGGCAAUCAGUGCUACAUUUGGUUGCCUAGUGACAUGCCUACCUUUGGAACACAGGUGGGCUACAACACCUUUACCAAGCACGAGUCACAGCAAACAGAUGACUUUUGGACUAGGAGAUAUAAUGUAUUAGCCCCAUCUACAUCACCUUUAGCUGAAAGUGAACGCUUAAAUGAUCUUACAAAUCUUGGAUUGCACAUAUGCCAUGGGUCUGCGCCCAUCGAUGUGCGAUGCUGCCCUGUUGGUCAGGACUGCACUGGCAAGGCUCUGGUUCCUGCCAAGUGCGCUGAUGUGGACCGUUCCAACCUAGUGGAUGGAGGAAACCCUGGUGUGAGGACUGUCAACGAUCCCACAAACUAUGAUGUGCAGUUCAAAUGCUCCUUAAAUAGAAUGUUUUUGUCUAAUACAUGCACCCAGAAGAAUGACUACUGUAAGCCCGAUCCCUGUGUUAGAGGACAGUGCCAACUCACAUUUGCUGGGUACAGUUGCUCAUGUCCGAGUGGGUAUACAGGGAAGAACUGUCAGACAGACAUCAAUGAGUGUGCCACCAACCCUUGUUCUAAUGGCGGAACAUGCACAGACAAGGUCAACGGUUACCUGUGUGCCUGCAAACCUGAAUAUACAGGAGCAACAUGUGCAAGUCAAGUGAACUAUUGUGUCGGUGUUUCAUGCAGUGGUAAUGGAACAUGUAUGAAUAGGGAUCAAGGCCCAGGUUACAUGUGUAACUGCUUUCAAGGGUACACAGGCAUCAAUUGUGAGAGUCAGAUUAACUUCUGUGCCAGUCAACCUUGCCUGCAUGGUUCUAGCUGCAUACCGGCGUUGAAUACGUACAGAUGUGAGUGCUUGCCUGGAUGGACGGGAAGGAAUUGUGACACCAUGAUUAACUACUGCACAGGAAGUCUGUGCCAAGGGACAUGUCACCCGGUGUUCACAACCUACUACUGCGCCUGUGGGGCCAACACGUAUGGAGCAAACUGCCAGAACCGCCCUACCCCCUGUCAGACCUUCAACAAGUGUCAGAAUUUGGGCACAUGUAGCUACAACACCUCUAGUGCCAAUAUGGCAUGUACAUGUCCUGCAAAAUACAAUGGAGAUGGCUGCGAAUGGUUGAGGGACCUAUGCAACACAGACAAUCCAUGCAAAAACAACGCUGAUUGUAGCAUCAUACAGGAUAAUUAUAAAUGUACCUGUAAACCAGGAUACACGGGCACUAACUGUGAGACGGAGAUCAAUGAGUGCUCAGGACGUACGUGCCCAGGUGGUGGCCAAUGUUUUGAUGCUAUCAAUGCCUACUACUGUCGGUGUCCACUCAAGAAGACGGGCAACAACUGUGGUCGAGAAUUUGAUCGAAACUAUGACUUCUACUUCAACCACCCAACUGGUAUGGGCUUUGCUUGGAUUCCAUACUUCAUCUUUGUACCUAAUGUUGAUGCCAUGUCUGUCACGGGAUGGGUUCGAUAUGCAGCUGCAAACGGAAAGGGCGUCUAUUUCAACAUGUUCAUUGGUGACCGGCUUGAGACAGCCAAGAAAUUCUUGGAAUUCAAUGAACUUGGCGUGAAAAUUCACCUUCCAAAUGGAAUCAUCAUUCAACACGAGCUGUCUCGUACCGUGCAAGUUAAUGAUGGCAACUGGCACUUUAUCACACUGAACUUCAACAUGGUCUCCAAGGCUAUGAGGCUGUACCUGGACACUGUUUACCAUCAGCCUGAGCAGACGGUAGACAUUUCCAGUCUCAAGGUCAACAACAACGGUUUCAGAAUGUGGGUUGUGUUAGGCUGUGAGUUUGACAAUAAAGAUCACAUCUGCAUCGGUGGAGCUGACAGUUUCCGUGGAUACGUGAGCCAGAUCAACAUUUACAAACGGGAACUCACAUUUGCAAGUUCAAGUGGCGUCGCCGGAGAAAUUUCGUACAACUUUGCAGUCCCUCAAAACAUUUCUGAAGAUAAUGCCCAGCUAACCAAUGUUAUUUUGGUCUGGAACGAGUAUAAAUUUGAUAGCGGUGUCAGCAGGAUAAUUCCCUCAGAAGCAAAGGGAGAUAGGUGCUCUGUCCCUAACAGGUCGCCUCCUUGCGGAUACUUCUCAGCAAUGUCACGCCCAAGUGCUCAAAACUGUCCGAAAGAUUUCACAGUGUACGGUGAGGAUCGAAUCAAGACUGUUACAUGGGUCGAGCCCACCUUUGACAACCUUGGAGUGGCAGGAAAGGUGCACCAGGGCAAUGACAACUUAAAAGGCAAAGCAUAUACCUGGGGCAAAUAUGAAGUUAUCUACGUUGGCAGCGACGGCUCAGGAAACUCAGCUUACUGCCACUUCAGCUUUUAUGUGCAGCCCUUCCGGUGCAAGUCACCCCCGGACCCAUUUGGUGGCUUCCAGUUCUCCUCCAAUGCUACAGACCCUUUGACUGGUGUGGUUCGCCAUGGUCGCACUAUUGGAUGCUAUAACACUAACACACCUACGGUUGUGAAUUAUAAGACUGACAGAGAGCAUCCAAAGACAUUUACUUGUGACCCGUAUGGAACUUGGAAUAAUGUGAAGCCUUUUAGGAAGUUCAGAUAUCCAUCAUGCGGAGCGGUGAAGCCUAAACCACAGGGCAAAAUGACGUUGCAUCUCGAGUACAAUCUGACAACAGGUGCUUGUGAAUCAGUCAAAGUCAACCUCAUCCAGUUGUUGAAACAAGAAGUUAGUAAGCUGGAUCUUAUUUACCAAGGUGAUCUUUGCAAGAUGAGUGAUUGCUCGGACAUUGAUGUAACAAUCACAUGCAGUGGUUUCUCGGCAGGGAGAAGGAAGCGACAAGUUGUGUAUGCCAGCGUACUGGCUGUAAUUAAAUUGGGCAACAUUCCAACUCAAACUAGUCUGGAUGGUGAGACGUUAUCAGUCCAAGAUUUCUUCACAUACUUUGCACUUGGUGCAAAAGUAUUCGAUUUUUCGUCAACAAUUGCCAACGCGGACAUUCUUCCCCAGAGGUUUGUGAUUGACUCGACCCUAAUCUGUCCUGAGUAUGCUGUUCUACUGGACGGCGAGUGCGUGGAGUGUGGCCUUGGAAACGUUUACCGGUACAACAAUGAAACUGGUGUUGCCAUCUGUGAAGAUUGCCCCCUGGGCCAAUACCAGGAUAAUUUUAAACAGAAGGCUUGUAAAGAAUGUCCUGCUGGUACUACAACAGAAAUGACUGGGGAAUACCAGGCCUCCAUGUGCAAAGCCAUCUGCCAAGUUGGUCAUUAUUUUAAUAAUGAUCUGGACAUAUGUAUGCCGUGUAAGAUUGGUUACUACCAGGACCUCAUGGGUCAGUUCUACUGCAAGUGGUGCGGACCAAGCUUCACAACGGAGAAUGAAGGAUCCACGUCAGACAGCCAGUGCUCUAGUCAGUGUGAAAGCGGUUACCAACUCUCUGGUCCCAACAACUGUACGCCAUGUCUGAUUGGUCAAUACAGAAACGCUACUGAGUCACGAGUCUGCAUGAACUGUCCUACAGGAAAAAUAACAGCUGCUAUUGCCUCAAGAUCUGCGGACGCCUGCAGUAUCACUGCUUGUACAUCUGGUAACUACAGAAGAAGUAGUGAUAAUACAUGUCAGCCAUGUCCUCUAAACUACUACCAGAAUGAGACUUGGCAAGACCAGUGUAAGCCAUGUGGCAAUGGCAAUUUCUCCAUGUGGAGAACUACCAGUACUGGGUCCAGCAAGGAACAAGACUGCCUGUUCUACUGCCCGUCUGGGUAUGAAGUGAGCCUCACUCUGGCCCAGACCUGUGUGCCGUGUGCCAGGGACCAGUACAAGGACAACAAUGUGGACAUUCAAGGCUUGUGCACACCAUGUCCCAACAACCUGAGGGCCAGCAGUAUAGCUGCCACUGCACAGACAAACUGCACUAUCUACAAGUGUCCCAUUGGUCAGUCUCCUAACCCCACACAGACGGGCUGUGUUCUGUGUGCUCUGGGAUCCUACCAGGAUGUUGCAGAGAGCGAGACGUGUAAGAUGUGUCCAGCCUCACAGAGCACCCGCACCAUGGGGGCUACAGCACAGAGUGCUUGUGAAAAUUACUGCAACAGUGGGUACAAGAAGGUAGGGUCAGCAUGUGUCCCGUGUGCUGUAGGCUCCUACAAAGACAACACUGCAGGGCUGUUCUCUAACUGCACAGCCUGUGAUCCCCUCUACACCACGCCUAGCAUGGCCUCAACCAGCCGUACUGCCUGCAGCAUCCGAACAUGCCCAGCUGGAACCUACCGCAAUGUUGGUGACACGGGAUGUACAGACUGUGACCUCGGCUACUACCAGCCCCAGCAGUUCCAGACCAGCUGCCUCAAGUGUCCUGAUGACACCAGCACCAUGCAGACCAAAUCCACUCUUGCCACUGACUGUAAAGCAUACUGCCCCAAUGGCAAGGAGAUGGUGAACAGUGUGUGCCAGGACUGUUCCCGUGGUUACUUUCGCAGCCAAUCAGACGGCCUGUUUGCCAUGUGUCAGAUGUGCCCCCUGGAAAAAAUUACUCCCUCAACAGGGGCCACUACUAUCUCCCAGUGCAUCAUUGGCAACUGUAGUGCUGGAUAUCGGCUGAAAACAGACAACACAUGUGAGAUCUGUCCUAAAGGCUCGUACUCGGAGAGCAAGUGGCUCACGACCUGUACCCCAUGUGGCAUACACAAGACAACAGAGAGAGAGGGAGCCACAAAUCAGUCCCUUUGCAUAGUUGAGUGUGAGCAAGGGUUUGAGGACGCGUCUGGGGCGUGUGUGCCGUGCCAGCAAGGCUUUUACAAGGACAUCAAGGCGGCGGCACAGUGCAAGCCGUGCCCAGUUGGCUACAUCACUUCAGGAUCUGGCGCCACCAAUCUUACCAUGUGCAACAUACCUGCCUGCAGCCCAGGGACCUUCCUUAAUGAGACUGCAUCCCCGGCAGCCUGUCAGGUGUGUGGAUAUGAUACGUACCAGGACACCAAGUGGCAGAAAUCCUGCAAGUCCUGCAGUGCCAACCUGGUCACACUUCAGACUGGCUCCACAAGCCUGGCACAGUGUGUUGCUGACUGUGCCUCAGGCCAGGAAUACAGUACUACUAACAGGGUGUGUCGGUUCUGUCCCAUUGGCUUUUACCGUGACCGCAAUGACCGUCUCCAGCCCAGCUGUCAGAUGUGUGACAUCCGGUACAUCACAGCAGGGGAGGGCGCCAAGUCUGUUGCAGAAUGUAAUAUAGCCAAUUGUACUGUCCCUGGUCAGUACCGUAAUACUCUGAAUGUGUGCACCCCUUGCCCUGUCGGUGAGUACAGCAGUGAGAAGUGGAGGACCUCGUGUGAACGAUGCCCUGAUGGCUACUCAACCAGAGGCACUGGGAAGACAACCCUGGCUGAUUGUAUCCGUUCCUGUCCCUUGGGUGAGUAUGUCACCCUUGCCAACACCUGUGAGAUGUGCGCCAAGGGCACAUACAGGAGUGAUCCCUCCACCGAGAGUUGCAUCCCCUGCCCAGAUAAUCUCACCACACCCACAGUGGGUUCAAGAACCAGAGACGCUUGCUCCAUUAGCCCAUGCAUAGCUGGUCAGAGGUACAGCCAGAACAGGACAUGUGAGGCCUGCCCCAUUGCCACCUACCAGCCAUUGGCAGGCAUGUUCAACUGCUUGAACUGUCCUGCUAAUAGAAACCUCACUCUUGCAUUGGGAGCAAAGGCUGUUGAAGAAUGCAAAACUGCUUGCCAGGCAGGAGAGAUGUGGAUGUGGGGCACAGGUUUAUGUGAGAAGUGUCCACACGGCUUCUAUCAGCCCAGCGCUGAACAGUUCACCUGCAUGCAGUGUCCUGCUGCUAGAGGUUCCACCGUAAGCCCUAGCCGACCAGACGGACGCGGAGCUAUCAGUGAAGCUGAGUGCAAGGACCAAGGAUUUCAUAUACACUUGUAG